Ochotona curzoniae (black-lipped pika) is the source of this 1332-nucleotide messenger RNA. It is a transcript of the gene ENPP7, whose product is annotated as ectonucleotide pyrophosphatase/phosphodiesterase 7. The record is from RefSeq and is a predicted model, not a curated record. The transcript is spliced from 5 exons. The coding region runs from base 1 to 1332 and encodes 443 amino acids. Lineage: Eukaryota; Metazoa; Chordata; Mammalia; Lagomorpha; Ochotonidae.
AUGAAGCCCUCGGCGGUCCUCCUCGCCCUGGCCGCCGUCCUGGUCCCCUGCUGCCCUGGGGCGCCCGUCCACAGGCAGGGCAGCGCUCACAGCCCCCGGAGCAAGUUGCUGCUUGUGUCCUUCGACGGCUUCCGCUGGGACUACGAUCAGGACGUGGACACCCCCAAUCUGGACGCCAUGGCCCGCGACGGCGUGAAGGCACGCUACAUGACCCCCGCCUUCAUCACGCUCACCAGCCCCUGCCACUUCACACUGGUCACCGGGAAAUACGUGGAGAACCACGGGGUGGUACACAACAUGUUCUAUAACACCAGCAGCCGACUGAAGCUACCCUACUACACCACACUGGGCAUCCAGAGCUGGUGGGACAACGGCAGCGUGCCCAUCUGGGUCACCGCCCAGAGGCAGGGCCUACGGACCGGCUCCUUCUUCUAUCCUGGCGGCAACGUCACGUACCAAGGGGUGGCCGUGACCCUGAGCCGCAAGGAGGGUGCCCUGCACAACUAUGGGAAUGAGAGUGAGUGGCGUGCCAACGUGGACACAGUGAUGACGUGGUUCACGCAGCACGACCUGCACCUCGUCACGCUCUACUUCGGGGAGCCAGACUCCACGGGGCACAGGUACGGUCCCGACUCCCCACAGAGGCAGGCCGUGGUGGAGCAGGUUGACCGCACCGUGGGCUACAUCCGGGACAGCAUCGCGCACCACGGCCUCUCGGACAGCCUGGACCUCAUCGUCACCUCCGACCACGGCAUGAGCAGCGUGCAGAAGACAGCGCCUGACCUGGUGGAGCUGCACAAGCUCCCCAACUUUACCUUCCAGGAUGUUGACUUUGAACUCCUGGACUACGGCCCCAACGGGAUGCUGCUGCCCAAAGAGGGCCGCCUGGAGCAAGUGUAUGCCGCCCUGCGGGGCGCGCACCCCCGGCUGCACGUCUACCGCAAGGAGGAGUUCCCCAGGGCCUUCCACUACGCCGGCCACCCCAGGAUCACGCCCCUGCUCAUGUACAGUGACCCCGGCUACGUCAUCCACGGGAGAUACAGCGUCCAGUUCAACAACGGGGAACACGGCUUCGACAACGGGGACAUGGACAUGAAGACCAUCUUCCGGGCCGUGGGCCCCAGCUUCAAGGCGGGCCUGGAGGUGGAGCCCUUCGAGAGCGUGCACGUCUAUGAGCUCAUGUGCCAGCUGCUGGGCAUCGAGCCCGAGGCCAAUGACGGGGACCCGGCUGUCCUGCGGCCCCUGCUGCGGUCAGGGUCGACUCUGAGCCGCCGGCCGCCCUCGGUGAUGGGCCUGCUGGGGGUCAUGCUGCUGCUGGCCAAGGUCGCCUGA